GGAACGGAAGAGGAAGCAUGUAAGGUUCUCAGCAGAUGUUAUAUUGUACGGUGUGAGAUAAUCUGCGGAUGAUCCAGUGCAGGUCUGUCCCAGAGGAAGAGAAGACGUGAUAUCACACUUCAGAAACCACCGAUCUUAGGAUGGGGCUGACAUUACAGGAGGUCCUGGAGAGGGCUCUGAAGAAGCUGAAGGUUCCACGUUUCCAGCAUUUCAAAAAGAAACUGAGUCAAUGGAAAAUAAGAAAAGAAUAUAAAAAUAUUCCUAAAGAUGAACUGACUGGGAAAGAUCCAGAAUACGUCGCUGGUCUGAUUAUUCAAAACUUUAAAUAUGCCUAUGGAGCUGAGCUGACCCUAACUGUUCUAGAGGACAUAGAUGAGAAGAAAGUCCGGGAGGAACUCCAGCAUGAUCUAAGGGAAGUGGAUAUUCCAGGACAUGGACUUGGAACAUCAAUGUUUACAGACAAAGUAAACUUUAUAGAAAAUCACCAAUCACUUCUUAUAAGAAAGAUAACGGAUGUAGAUCCAGUUCUACGUGAUCUCCGAGACCAACUGAAAGAGUACGAAGAUGUGAGGAGUAAAAAAACAUCCCUGGAGAAGAUGAAAGAGCUGUGUGAUAUGAUCAGACGCUGGGAGGAUGACGGGAAAUUUAUAGCUUAUACAAUUAUCAAAAUGCACGAGGAAGAACUCAUCAAAAGAAUAGAAGGACAGAAGUUAAUGUGGAAAUAUCCUGGGUCUCGUUACCUAUACAGGGUAACGUUUAUAGAGCGCAACAAAUUAUAUCUUAUUAACAAUGUAACUAAUGUAGAUCCAGUUCUACAUGAUCUCCGGGACCUAAAGCUACUGACUCAGAAACAGUACAAUAAUCUGAUGAAAAAGAAAACAUCUGAACAGAAGAUGAGACAACUAUGUGAUCUAAUCGGACACUGGGAGAAUGAUGGGAAGCUUAGGGCGUAUGAAAUACUCCAAAAAUGUGAAGAAAAGCUCCUCAAAGACAUUGAAACAUGGAGACAUGUUACAUCGGAUUCCUCCUGUCACUUUGUGAACAGACACAGAUAUGACCUGAUGAUUAAUAUAAAGGAAGUAAAUCCGGUUAUAGAUGAUCUCCGAGCAAAUCAUCUACUGAAUGAAGAACAGUAUGGAGAUCUACGAGCAAUGACCACUCCUGAAGUAAAGAUGAAACGUCUAUGUGAUAUAUUCUGGCAUCAGUCGAACACCAUAAAGGAUCAAUUCUACAUUUCUCUCUGGAGAUACAACUACACCGUCAUGAAUAGGCUAUCACUGUCAGACAGAAAACCAACACCUUCAUUCAGCAACAUCCCAGAGACCAGCACAGACUUAGACUUCAGUCUAGCAGAAGACAGCGAAGAAUGUGUAGUGUUACAUUCAGGAAGCAGUGAAGAAUCGAAGAAGCUUGGAAUAAGAAAUACUGAGAUGAAGGAAGAGGAUGUGAUCUGUGAACUGUGUGAAAUGGAUGAUGGCAAUGCAGUUGAUGGCUGCAUCUGGGAAGGCACAUCUAUACGCCUGGCUUCUAUGGUCACUCGAGCAUUCAAUAGUUCAGGCACUCCUACUUCUGAGAUGAAGAGAAGACGUGUGAUCAGACUUCAGAAACCAUCCAACUCCGAUCUUAGGAUGGGGCUGACAUUACAGGAGGUCCUGGAGAGGGCUGUGAAGAAGCUGAAGGAUCCAAGUUUCCAGCAUUUCAAAAAGAAACUGAGUCGAUGGGAAGUGAGAAAAGAAUAUAAAAAUAUUCCUAAAGAUGAACUGACUGGGAAAGAUCCAGAACACGUCGCUGGUCUGAUUAUUAAAAACUUCAAAUAUGCCUAUGGAGCUGAGCUGACCCUAGCUGUUCUAGAGGACAUAGAUGAGAAGAAAGUCCGGGAGGAACUCCAGCAUGACCUAAGGGAAGUGGAUAUUGCAGGACAUGGACUUGGAACAUCAAUGUUUACAGACCAAGUCAACUUUAUAGAAAAUCACCAAUCACUUCUUAUAAGAAAGAUAACGGAUGUAGAUCCAGUUCUACGUGAUCUCCGAGACCAACUGACUAGGAAAGAGUACGAAGAUGUGAGGAGUAAAAAAACAUCCCGGAAGAAGAUGAAACAGCUGUGUGAUAUGAUCAGACGCUGGGAGGAUGACGGGAAAUAUUUAGCUUAUACAAUUAUCAAAAUGCACGAGGAAGAACUCAUCAAAAGAUUUGAAGGACAGAAGUUAAUGUGGAAAUAUCCUGGGUCUCGUUACCUAUACAGGGUAACGUUUAUAGAGCGCAACAAAUUAUAUCUUAUUAAUAAAGUAACUAAUGUAGAUCCAGUUCUGCAUGAUCUCCGGGACCUAAAGCUACUGACUCAGAAACAGUACAAUAAUCUGAUGAAAAAGAAAACAUCUGAACAGAAGAUGAGACAACUAUGUGAUCUAAUCGGACACUGGGAGAAUGAUGGGAAGCUUAGGGCGUAUGAAAUACUCCAAAAAUGUGAAGAAAAGCUCCUCAAAGACAUUGAAACAUGGAGACAUGUUACAUCGGAUUCCUCCUGUCACUUUGUGAACAGACACAGAUAUGACCUGAUGAUUAAUAUAAAGGAAGUAAAUCCGGUUAUAGAUGAUCUCCGAGCAAAUCAUCUACUGAAUGAAGAACAGUAUGGAGAUCUACGAGCAAUGACCACUCCUGAAGAAAAGAUGAAACGUCUUUGUGAUAUAUUCUGGCAUCAGUCGGGCCCCAUAAAGGAUCAAUUCUACAUUUCUCUCUGGAGAUACAACUACACCGUCAUGAAUAGGCUAUCACUGUCAGACAGAAAACUAACACCUUCAUUCAGCUACAUCCCAGAGACCAGCACAGACUUAGACUUCAGUCUAGCAGAAGACAGCGAAGAAUGUGUAGCGUUACAUUCAGGAAGCAGUGAAGAAUCGAAGAAGCUUGGAAUAAGAAAUACUGAGAUGAAGGAAGAGGAUGUGAUCUGUGAACUGUGUGAAAUGAUGAAGAGAAGACGUGAUAUCAGACUUCAGAAACCAUCCAACUCCGAUCUUAGGAUGGGGCUGACAUUACAGGAGGUCCUGGAGAGGGCUGUGAAGAAGCUUAAGGAUCCAAGUUUCCAGCAUUUCAAAAAUAAACUGAGUCGAUGGGAAGUGAGAAAAGAAUAUAAAAAUAUUCCUAAAGAUGAACUGACUGGGAAAGAUCCAGAACUUGUCGCUGGUCUGAUUAUUAAAAACUUCAAAUAUGCCUAUGGAGCUGAGCUGACCCUAGCUGUUCUAGAGGACAUAGAUGAGAAGAAAGUCCGGGAGGAACUCCAGCAUGCCCUAAGGGAAGUGGAUAUUGCAGGACAUGGACUUGGAACAUCAAUGUUUACAGACAAAGUCAACUUUAUAGAAAAUCACCAAUCACUUCUUAUAAGAAAGAUAACGGUUGUAGAUCCAGUUCUACGUGAUCUCCGAGACCAACUGACUAGGAAACAGUACAAAAAUCUGAAGAGAAAAAAAACAUCCCGGAAGAAGAUGAAACAGCUGUGUGAUAUGAUCAGACGCUGGGAGGAUGACGGGAAAUAUUUAGCUUAUACAAUUAUCAAAAUGCACGAGGAAGAACUCAUCAAAAGAUUCGAAGGACAGAAGUUAAUGUGGAAAUAUCCUGGGUCUCGUUACCUAUACAGGGUAACGUUUAUAGAGCGCAACAAAUCAUAUCUUAUUAACAAUGUAACUAAUGUAGAUCCAGUUCUACAUGAUCUACACGACCUAAAGCUACUGACUCAGGAAAAGUUCAAUGAUAUGAUGAAAAAGAGAACAUCUAGGCAGAAGAUGAGAGAACUGUGUGAUAUAAUCAGAUGCUGGGAGAAUGAUGGGAAGUUGAGGGCUUAUGUAAUACUCCAAAAACAUGAGCAAAAACUCCUCAAAGACAUGGAAAUAGAAGAGUUGUGGACAGAUGCUACAUCAGAUUCCUACUAUCACUUUGUGGACAGACACCGAUAUCUCCUGAUGAUUAAUAUAAAGGAAGUAGAUCCGGUUAUAGAUGAUCUCCGAGCCAAUCAUCUACUGAAUGAAGAACAGUAUGAAGAUCUACAAGCAAUGACCACUCCUGAAGAAAAGAUGAAACAUCUAUAUGAUAUAUUCUGGCAUCAGUCGGGCCCCAUAAAGGAUCAAUUCUACAUUUCUCUCUGGAGAUACAACUACACCGUCAUCAACAUGCUGCAAAUAUCAGACAGUAAACCAACACCUUCAUUCAGCUACAUCCCAAGGACCAGCCAAGACUUAGACUUCAGUAAAGCAGAAGACGGCAAAAAACGUUUAACGUUACCUUCAGGUUUCUUUGUGGACAGUUCCCGCUAUGUCCCGAAUGAAGAACAGUAUGGAGAUCUACAAGCAAUGACCACUCCUAAAAGAUACUACUACAAAUAUCAGACAGGAAAUAGAAAGAAAACCAGAAAACCAACACCUUCAUUCAGCAACAUCCCAGAGACCAGCGCAGACUUAGACUUCAGCAAAGCAGAAGACAGCGAAGCAGAAGACAGCGAAGCAGAAGACAGCGAAGCAGAAGACAGCGAAGCAGAAGACAGCGAAGCAGAAGACGGCAAAGAAUUUGUAGCGUUACGUUCAGGAAGCAGUGAAGAGUCGAAGAAGCUUGAAAUAAGAAAUACUGAGAUGAGGGAAGCUGUGAGCUGUGAACUGUGUGAAAUGUCCCAGGAUUCGGUAGAAGUAAUCACCCCCACAAUGAUUGGCAGCACUUACAGCCUCUCUAUGAACUCUCCAGGACUUUACCGCUGCUCAGAGUCUGAAAUUCAGUUCCACGUGACCCAAUCAGUAACUAUAGAAUAUGAGCUGGAGUCAUGGAGUAACUACACUGAGAUCCUACAGAAUCUGUAUGGUGGAUAUGAGAUUAUUGGUCCUCUCUUCAACAUAAAAUCCAGAUUAGAACCUAACGUGGUGUCUGCGGUCUAUUUACCUCAUUGUCUAUGUCUAGGAGGUUUUAUGGGAGACAAAUCAAUCAUUAAAUGUUUUCACUACAAGGAUGAUAACUUGGCUUUGGAAACACCGACCAGAAUGGAAGCCAUGUAUGCCGUGCUGGAAAAUCCCACCUUCUCCUGUUUUGGGGUUAUUCUAUAUCCCCUGAGCAUUUUACAAGAAAUAAGAAAACUCAUUCCUUGUCAUGGAAUGGCUCUGUUAUUCUGUAAUACGAUUACCAGGGAGGACCUAUCACACAGGUAUAGAAUCCAUCUGUAUCUACUGCCGAGGAUCCACACACUGGAAAAGGAGGUUGCAGAUAAUGAGGAAAGGUAUUCAUUCCAGAAAAUUCAUAAACCCCCUCAGACAAAAUCUCUGUAUUAUAAUAAGGAAUAUAGAAUUAAAGGACCUCGGACGGCUCGUGUGAUCCCGAAGACGCUGAUGUUUGAGAGUCACUGCCCCUCAGAGGUCUACGCCUUCACAGAAAUCAGUAUCCAGGGGGAGAAGAACACAGAAGUGGACGUGUCCAUACACCCGGAAGAUAAAAAUGUGACAGUCUGGGAAACAGUGGUGAAUGCAGAUGAAAUGUUAGGUUUACCGUUGGCAAUGUCACAGCUCACGAUUCAGCCAGGAGACCCUAGACUUCUCCCAGAACAAAGCGACCAUUUUGUUGAUAGACACCGUGCAGAUCUGAUCCGCAUGAUCUCUGUGGUAGACCUGGUUGUAGAUGAUCUCCUAAAUCUCAAUCUAUUAACUUAUGAACAAUAUGACACUGUUAUUAGCCAAGACACUAAUGCAAAACAGAUGAGGAAGCUUUAUGAUUACAUACGAGCCUGGGGUAACGAUGACAAAGACAAAGUCUACCAGUGUCUGAGACAACAUAACUGUCCCAUCAUCAAGCAGCUGGAAAAUAAAGGUCCUAAAGAUCACAGUAAAUCCCACACACUGGAGGGUUCCUUUAAAUGCAAUCUCUACUGAUGAUGUGACUAAAAAUAAUAUCUUAUGACUGUUAGCAUUGGACCAGGUCUUCCAGACCAGAGCCACUUAUGCAGUCAACUCCAAUUUUGAGACCCAGACACAACGACAACAGAAAAGCCUAUGUGGAUCUCGUAGGGGACCAAAUUUUAUUAGAUUAAAUUUUAUUUUAAACAAUUAUUCUACAUUGAUCGUGUGAUCUGUGUAUGUAGAUCUGAUACUCAGAUGGACAUUGCACUUGGCCUGUAUGGCUAUAGAUUGGGUCCUAUGAAUUUCUUUCCAGGUAAUACGAAGAACUCCAACCAUUACUGCUGUGUAUGAACCAAACACUGGAUAUAUCAGGAAAUCUACUGAAUACAGACAGAAAAAUUGCUGACUUAACCUUUUUAGAACAAAAUGCUAUUUUCUCCUGCCUUCCAACGGUCAUAACCUUUUUACAUUCCCUUUCAAUGUACUAGGCAACUAGAGAAAAAAACCAUCAUGCAGUGGAACUGAAAAAUUAAAGAAGUAAUUCCGCCAUUGUUUUUCAGGUUUAGUAUUUAUGGCACUAAUUGGGUGGUAAAAAUGACAUGUUACCUUAUUCAGU
Bufo gargarizans (Asiatic toad) is the source of this 6477-nucleotide messenger RNA. RefSeq lists its product as uncharacterized. Lineage: Eukaryota; Metazoa; Chordata; Amphibia; Anura; Bufonidae. The record is from RefSeq and is a predicted model, not a curated record. The transcript has 29 exons. Gene Ontology annotation, biological process: regulation of apoptotic process. Bases 141 to 5894 code for a protein of 1917 amino acids.